AUGUCAGAAACUGUAGUAUUUUUGGGAAAUUUAACCAUCGCUUCACGUGGAAUUCAAUAUGAACGUGCUAUAUCCUUAGGAUAUUCGGUUAGUCCUAUCAUUACUGAAUCCACUACCUACGUAGUUUGUGGUCAAGAUGUCGGAGCUGAAAUUGAAGAUGCUAAAAAAUUCGGUCUUACUAUUCUUAACGAACAAGAAUGGGAAAAUUUGACAUCUAAACGAGAGGAUGAUGGUCUUAAUUUUAAACCUACUAAAAAUUCUGAAAAGAAACGAGAAAGGGAUGAAAGUAGUGAUGAUGAGUCUGCGGAUAAGGACGAAAUAUUCUCAAAACCUACGACAUACAUGGUAGCAAGAAAUAAGUUUUGGGAAAUUCGACUUGACGGUCGAAAGACUUAUAUCAGAAUAGGAAAUAUUGGUGACAAAGGAGAAAUAACUAUGAAAGAACAUAAAAGUUUGGCCGAUGCAAAACAAUCUAUGAAUAAUUUGAUCGCUAGAAAGACAAGUCAAGGAUUUAAGAAACAAGAUAAACCUUCUUCAACAGCUGAUGCUAAAGCCGGUAAAAAACCAGUGACUACAAAGAGGCACCUCAAGCGACAAAAAACUCAUGUUAAUUCCAAUGAUAAGACUUUUUUGGAUGAUGAUAAGUCAAUUGAAGAAAAUGCGGAUGAUCCUGAAACUUCUAAUACUGACGAUGGACAAGAAACCUCCGCGUCACCACCUGUAUCAAACAAUACCUUCAAAUCUACUUUUAAGAAGACGGCUACCUUACCUUCUUCCAUUACUAAUGCUAAGCCUAAGUCAAUUUUAAAAGGCAAUAUUCCUGAUCUUUUACUUGCUCAUCCUUGGAAAGAAGACGAAGUUGAUCCAACUGGUUGGUGGAUUUCUGAAAAGUUGGAUGGUGUUAGGGCCUUCUGGUGUGGAAAACGAGGUUUACCGAAAGACAUUGAUCUUGACGGUGAACUUUUCGGUGGUCGCGGCAAAUUUCAAUCAACAGUUAGUAUCGUGAAAGCUGGUGUUGAAGAAUGGAAGAAAAUAACCUAUCAGGUAUUUGAUGUCCCAUCGUACUCUAAUGCACCUUUUGAGGAUCGUAUGGCUUAUAUCGAAGAUUUGGUAGAGAAACACAAGCAAGUAACUUUACAAGCUAACAAAUCUAAAUAUAUUAUCAUAUACCUUAUAGAUUACAAUAUACCUCCAUAUGUGCAAUUAGUUCAACAUAGAUAUUGCAAAUCAGCUAAAGAUAUUUUUGAUGAAUUGAACCGAGUUGAAGCAGCUGGUGGAGAGGGGUUAAUGAUUAGAAAACCGAAAAGUGAAUAUGUUCGUGGUCGAUCCAACACAUUAUUAAAAAUUAAAUCAUUUUAUGAUGGUGAGGCUCUUUUAGAAGGUUACGAGCCAGGAAAAGGAAAAUAUACAGGAAUGACAGGUGCAUUAAAAUGUGUGAUGGCUUGUGGCAAAAAGUUUAAGGUCGGAUCUGGAUUGAAACUUAGUGAUGGUGGGCACCCGCGAUUUCCUACAUUUAUUGGUGUUGCUGCUGACAAAACUGAGCCUAAGGAUCCGAAUUUCGGACAAAAACUUAAAAUUAAAUAA
Molecule: messenger RNA, 1584 nt
Organism: Racocetra fulgida
Lineage: Eukaryota; Fungi; Glomeromycota; Glomeromycetes; Diversisporales; Gigasporaceae
Source: the annotation of a GenBank genome assembly